Messenger RNA from Adineta steineri, 549 nucleotides. The record is from the annotation of a GenBank genome assembly. NCBI's taxonomy places the organism in Eukaryota, Metazoa, Rotifera, Eurotatoria, Adinetida, Adinetidae.
AUGAGUACUGAGCGAACAGAACGUGAUCUUAUUACUGGACGUUUUUGGUUUCGAGAAUCAUAUGGAUAUGACCAAGAAUUGCCUAAACCUGAAUAUGCCAUUCUAUUUUUAAAGACUAUCUUACAUAUUGCUGGAGCUGAUGGAACAAUUAGUGAGCCUGAACGCAAUUGGGUAGUUGGAUUUGCUGCUGUUUGUGGUUUUCCACAAAAUAUUAUUGAUGAACUCAAAGUCUAUCAACCAGGCGAAUCUGAUAUUGUUGAGAAAUUUUUUCAGGAUAUGGAUAUGGAAUAUGUGAAACAAGCACGUUGUAGCAUUUUAUACUAUGGAAUACGAGCAGCAUCCGCUGAUGGUGAACUACAUGCAAAAGAACUUGAAGCUAUUUAUAAGCUGGCAAAGAAAGUAAAUGUUUCUGAUGAACAAGUACAACAAAUACGUUCAUUCGUUGAUGAAGAAAACCAAAUUAUUGAAAAACGAGCAAAAACUAUUUUCCCAGAUGGUCUUGAUGUUCUUUUGAAAGUUUAUGAUGAAAAAUUUGUACAAAACAAAUGA